AUGGCCUGGCCAGGGAACAACAACCCAAAUUAUAAGGAGGCCGGCUGCCUUGAGCGAAUGAAGGUCGAGCUCACGGCCAUCGCCAAGGCUAUCUCUGGUUUCGAGCCGGUGACUCUUUUGGUCGGUUGUGACCAGGUUUCCGACGUGCGGCGGAAAUUUGAAAGUUGUGGUGAGUAUGGCGUGGACAUCAAGGCCAUAGGGACGGAUGAUCUCGAGCCAUGGAUGCGUGACGUUUUACCGACGUUCGUGUUCAGCGAGGAGUCGCAUUCCGCACUGCAUGGGGUCGAUUUCAAUUUCAAUGGUUGGGGAGGACGUUAUCCGUCAGAUAGCAAUGCCCAUUUGGCCCGUCAGUUCCUAAAUGAUAGCCGGAUCCCCCGUGUGGAGACAUCUAUCGUUGUUGAAGGUGGAUCUCUGGAAACUGACGGUGUAGGAACUCUGUUGGCUACAGAGAGUUCGAUCCUCAACCCCAACCGCAACCCGGACAUGACACGAGGCGCCAUCGAGCGGGAACUCCACCGAGUUUUGGGCGUGACAAAGGUGAUCUGGGUGCCCGGUGUGAGGGGGGAGGACGUGACGGAUGCUCAUAUUGACGCCUUAGCUCGCUUCACCGGCCCCGGAAAAGUCGUGUUGAGUCGUCCCACUCCGGACAAUCAUGUAUGGAUAGCGGUUUAUAAUGACAUCAAGCGCAUCUUGUCCCAGGCAACUGAUGCCAAGGGGCAGGUCCUACAGAUCUUUGAACUGCCCGAGGCGGAUGUCAACGAUCUCAACACAACUGAAACAGACAUGGUAGUGGGCUACGUCAACUAUUUGCUUGUGAAUGGCGCGGUCAUCGCCCCACGAUUUGGAAGUCCUAAAAGCGACGCAAAGGCCAAGGAGGUGCUUCAAGGCCUCUUUCCUGAGCGAGAGGUGGUCCAGGUCUACCUUAAUGAGAUUGCGGUGAACGGUGGUGGCAUCCACUGUAUGGCGCAACAGAUCCCUGCAUCGAAGCCAUGA
This is a messenger RNA of Aspergillus tanneri, 993 nucleotides long. Its product is annotated as agmatine deiminase family protein. Gene Ontology annotation, molecular function: agmatine deiminase activity; protein-arginine deiminase activity. The record is from RefSeq and is a predicted model, not a curated record. Gene Ontology annotation, biological process: putrescine biosynthetic process. The transcript has a single exon. Lineage: Eukaryota; Fungi; Ascomycota; Eurotiomycetes; Eurotiales; Aspergillaceae. The coding region runs from base 1 to 993 and encodes 330 amino acids.